AUGUACGACGGCGAUAGCUGGCGGCCAGAGAGCGCGAUUGAUGGGCAUCCGUCAGGUUCCAGCAGCGACGAGCAGGAUGGGCCCAGCGACGGAAGCGAAGACGACAGCGGCGACACCCGAACAGCGUCCGGCUCAGGUCGAUCUGCCGACGAGGACUCGUCGGAGGACGAGACGGGGAUCAACGGCGGCAGCGACAUCGAAUCGAUAGAGAUGCCUGUAGCCAUGUGGGACUUCAAUCAUUGCGAUCCGAAGCGCUGCAGCGGCAAGAAGCUGUCGAGACUCGGACUGAUCAAGGAGCUGCGGGUGGGACAGAAGUUCCGAGGCGUCGUGCUGACUCCAAAUGCAACAAAGACACUAUCUCCGGCAGAUGCCGACAUCAUCCGCGAGAACGGUGUGGCCGUCGUCGAGUGCAGCUGGGCGAGGCUCGACGAGGUGCCGUUUGGCAAGCUCAAAAGCCCGCACGAGCGGCUUUUGCCGCACAUGAUCGCCACCAAUCCGGUCAACUACGGCAAACCGAUGAAGCUCAACUGUGUCGAGGCCCUCGCGGCGGCCUUCUACGUUUGCUCGAUGCCGGCGCAAGGGCGCUUGCUGCUGUCCAAGUUUGGGUGGGGAGAGCACUUCCCGCACAUCAAUUCUCGCUGGAUCCAGGCGUACCAGGGUUGUUCGAGCGCCGAGCAAGUCGACGACCUGGCACGCAGGAUGGUGGAAGAAGAGAGGCUGGAAAAGGAGGCGGACAAGAAAGCAUUCAAGGAAAGCGGCGGUAUCCAGGGCAGUCUGGACCGCGACGUGCUGGCCUCGGUCGGAGGGGCCAAAGAUGCCGAGGAGGAUCGAAGCGAAGAGGAGGCAGAGGAGACUCGAGCGUUGCAAGACGACUUUUCCACAGUCGUCCGCAUCACUUCCUGA
Messenger RNA from Pseudozyma flocculosa PF-1, 903 nucleotides. RefSeq lists its product as uncharacterized. Bases 1 to 903 code for a protein of 300 amino acids. The transcript has 5 exons. Gene Ontology annotation, biological process: maturation of SSU-rRNA. Gene Ontology annotation, molecular function: rRNA small subunit aminocarboxypropyltransferase activity. The record is from RefSeq and is a predicted model, not a curated record. Lineage: Eukaryota; Fungi; Basidiomycota; Ustilaginomycetes; Ustilaginales; Ustilaginaceae.